Naegleria gruberi is the source of this 1035-nucleotide messenger RNA. RefSeq lists its product as uncharacterized. The record is from RefSeq and is a predicted model, not a curated record. Gene Ontology annotation, biological process: activation of GTPase activity; nucleocytoplasmic transport. Gene Ontology annotation, molecular function: GTPase activator activity; small GTPase binding. Bases 1 to 1035 code for a protein of 344 amino acids. NCBI's taxonomy places the organism in Eukaryota, Heterolobosea, Eutetramitea, Acrasida, Naegleriidae. Gene Ontology annotation, cellular component: cytosol; perinuclear region of cytoplasm; nucleus. The transcript has a single exon.
AUGACUCAAUUUACUGAACUGAAUGUAUUUAACAAUCCAAUAACCUCAAAAGGUGCUGAAUAUUUUACAAAUUUGAAACAAUUAAUCAAACUUGAUAUUGGUGGAACUGAAAUUGGAGAUGAAGGAAUGAAAUCUAUUGGAAAGAUGAAACAAUUGACGAAACUUGAAAUGUGUGGAAACAAAAUUGGAGAUGAAGGUAUUAAGGCAUUGAGUAAUUUGAAUUCUUCAUUAACACAUCUUUGUGUUCGUAAAAAUAAUAUUGGACAGGAAGGAGCAAAAACACUUAAACAUCUGACACGACUAAACUAUCUCGAUAUUCGAAAGAAUAAACUAGGCAAUCAAGGUGCGAAAGAAAUUAGUGAACUUCCUCAACUGACAAGACUAUUCAUUUGUAAAAAUAAUAUUGGGGAUGAAGGUGCCAAAGCAAUUGGUGAAAUUCAAACAUUAACUCAACUCGUCAUGAGUGAGAAUCCAAUUGGGGAUGGAGGUGCAAUUUCAGUUAGUCAAUUGAGACACUUAAAAACACUUUGCAUUCAGUGGACUAAUGUCAGAACAGAAGGAAUUAAGGCGAUCUGUAAUAUGAAACAAUUGACUUGUCUCCAUAUUCAAUCAAACAAAUUAGGUUUCGAUGAUAUCAAACCAAUUGGUCAACUGAAUCAAUUAACCAGACUUUUAAUUAGUGAUAAUCAAAUUGGAGAUUCAGGAGCAAAAAUAAUAAGUGAACUAAAUCAAUUGACUAAUCUCCGUAUCUAUGACAGUAAUAUUGGAAUUGAGGGAGCAAAAUCAUUAAGUGGAAUGAAAAAUUUAACCAAACUAAACCUUUCGGGAAAUAAAAUUGGAAAUAAAGGACUCGAGGCAAUUAGUGGAAUGCUCCAAUUGCAAAAACUCUCAGUCAUUCACUGUGAAAUUGGAGAUGAAGGAGCUAAAUAUUUGUUGAACAUGCCCAAUUUGAGGAAACUUUAUAUUGGUGAUGAUAUUUCGGAUAGAAUAAUCAAGGAACUGAGGAAAAAAAUGAAAGUGGUUGAUCACUACUAA